This is a messenger RNA of Striga hermonthica, 1572 nucleotides long. The record is from the annotation of a GenBank genome assembly. Lineage: Eukaryota; Viridiplantae; Streptophyta; Magnoliopsida; Lamiales; Orobanchaceae.
AUGACUCCGACCGCCUCCCACUCGGCCCUCCGAUACCUCGACCGAAACCCAGCUCUCACCGAAGAAAUCGACAUGGAGCGAGAUGGCCCGAUCCAAGCAUGGAUCGAGUACGACGGGACCACGGGCCUCGUCAACUUGACGAUCUCGCCAAUUGACAUCCCCAAGCCCAUCCACCCCCUCAUCUCCCGGCCCAUCGACCUAUCAACGGUCCUCAUCGACCAAGGAAUGUACGUUGGGUUCUCAGCCGCCACCGGGGAACAAACGAGCUCUCAUUACAUCCUGGGGUGGAGCUUCCAAUUAAAUGGGCCGGCCGAUCACCUCGAUCUCGCUCGUCUCCCGGUCGUGCCGCCCGACGACGACAACUCCUCCCCCUCGAGAACUAACCUCCGGACGGCCCUCAUCGCGACCCUCUCGGUCGUGCUCUUCAUUCUUCUAGCAGCGCUAGCCGGUAGAGUUUUCUACCGAAAGGUUGCCUCGAGUUUCGAGAUGCUCGAGGAUUGGGAGCUCGAAAGCCCGCAUAGGUUCCGCCACGUAGACCUCUACCGGGCAACCGGAGGAUUCAAGGAGAGUGCGAAAAUCGGGUCGGGAGGAUUCGGGUGCGUCUACAAGGGAAUCUUACUGUCCACCGGAUGUGAAGUCGCGGUCAAAAGAAUCAAGUCGAACAACCGAAUACAGGGGAUGAGGGAGUUUGCAGCCGAAAUCGAGAGCCUCGGUCGGCUUAGGCACAAGAACUUGAUCAACCUUCAAGGCUGGUGCAAGUACAAGGAUGAUCUCCUCUUAGUUUACGACUACAUCCCGAACGGAAGCCUCGAAUCCUUACUCUACAGCUCCAAGAAAACUGGUCGAACUCUGACUUGGGAACAAAGGUUCAAUAUUAUCGAAGGGGUCGCCUCGGGACUUUUAUACCUUCACGAGGAGUGGGAGAAAGUCGUGAUCCACCGUGAUGUAAAAUCGAGCAACGUUUUGAUCGACCGGGACAUGAACCCCAAGCUCGGAGAUUUCGGGCUGGCCCGAUUGUACGAUCAUGGGAAAAUCGACCACACAACAAAUGUUGUGGGGACAAUCGGGUACAUAGCACCCGAGCUGGCUCGAACGGGAAAGGCCUCUAAGGGCACGGAUGUCUUUGCGUACGGUAUUUUGCUGCUUGAAGUGGCGUGCGGGCGGGGCCCGGUCGUGUAUGAAGUGGACAGGAACGUGAUUCUUGUUGAUUGGGUGGCAGAGUGCUUGCUCAAGGGGGAUCCAUUCGGGUCGGUCGACUUUAGGUUGGGCUCGGAUUACAAUGUGGAGGAGAUGGAGUUGGUUUUGGGCCUCGGGCUGCUUUGUUCGCACGCUCGGCCCGAAAAGAGGCCCACGAUGAGGCAAGUGGUGAAGUAUCUCAACCGGGACGAGGUUUUGCCCGUUUUUGAUAAGUUGAGCUCGACUGGGUCGAGGAGGGUUGACGAGAUCACGUCGAGGUUUUUGGCGUUGGGGUUGACCGAUAGUGUUGCGACGAGUGAGGCUAUAACGGAGUCGUUUAGGUCUUUUUCGAUUGGGCCGUUGUCUAAUAGUACUUCGUGCGAGUCGGGGAGGUGA